CGGACGACUUGAGGAGUUGCCAUUAUGAGUUCGUUAAAAUUGCAGAAAAGGCUAGCCGCCUCCGUUAUGAGAUGUGGCAAAAAAAAAGUUUGGUUGGACCCUAACGAAAUUAAUGAAAUUGCCAACACCAACUCACGCCAAAAUAUUCGCAAGUUGAUCAAAGAUGGUUUGAUCAUCAAAAAACCUGUGGCAGUUCAUUCGAGAGCGCGAGUACGUAAAAAUACUGAGGCCAGGCGUAAAGGUCGUCACUGUGGUUUUGGUAAGAGGAAAGGUACUGCCAAUGCCCGUACUCCACAAAAAGAUUUGUGGAUUCAGCGUAUGAGAGUACUUCGUCGCUUACUCAAAAAAUACAGAGAGACGAAAAAGAUAGACAGACAUCUCUACCACGCAUUAUACAUGAAAGCGAAAGGUAAUGUUUUCAAGAAUAAAAGAGUCCUUAUGGAAUUUAUCCAUAAGAAGAAGGCUGAAAAAGCUAGAUCAGAAAUGUUGUCUGAUCAAGCUGAGGCUCGAAGAACGAAAGUCCGAGAAGCACGGAAGCGUCGGGCAGAGCGUAUCGCCUCGAAGAAACAAGAACUUUUGCAAUCGUAUCAGCGUGAAGAUGAAGCUGCUGCAGCACAAAAAAAGUAAUAUAAGAUAAAUUAAUUUUUACUGUAUAAAAUAAAUAAAAACAAACCUAGAAA
Phymastichus coffea is the source of this 680-nucleotide messenger RNA. RefSeq names its product large ribosomal subunit protein eL19. The transcript has 4 exons. The coding region runs from base 25 to 627 and encodes 200 amino acids. Gene Ontology annotation, biological process: translation. NCBI's taxonomy places the organism in Eukaryota, Metazoa, Arthropoda, Insecta, Hymenoptera, Eulophidae. Gene Ontology annotation, cellular component: ribosome; cytosolic large ribosomal subunit. The record is from RefSeq and is a predicted model, not a curated record. Gene Ontology annotation, molecular function: structural constituent of ribosome; RNA binding.